AAUCACUUUUGUUUUGAAAACGUAGCCUGACGAAGCUCGAAGUAACAACAUCGAAGCGCAGGAAGGGUCCCGAGAGAGUGGCGGAAAAUUAUCGUCUUUUUGUGCGGAAAAUCGAUAAUCAAUCGGAGCAUUUUCCGUAUACGGUUCGUCUGCGUCGCGAUUCGGGUCUUGAGAAUCGAAGUUUUCUGGUGAUUGCUGCGAAAAGUGUCCUUUUGGCGAUCGGAAAAACUAAGUGUUGUUGUUGUUGUUCACUUUGGUGGGGGUCUGGAAUGUGCAAUAAUGGAGAAGGCUGAGCUACUGAAUGGUUGUUCCUCCAGCUACAACAGUUCCGUGGGGGAGGAGCAAAAUAAAUCGCUGACCUCGAUCGAGGCUGAUCGCAGCUUUGAGGAAUACUGUGACGAAAAUAGUCGGUUGAUGGAACUGAACGAUGGUUCUUGUGGUGAGGGGGAAGUGGAAGAUGUAGGCAGCCUUUUGGAGUCCCAGCAAUCAUCCGGGAAGAAUAUUGCCUUUGUCCAGCCAAAUAAUCAUCGUAGGUCCGACGAACCGACGGAACUCAGCUUUGAAAAGUUUCCCGAAAAUCACGAAGAAAAAUUGAAGCGUAUCAAAAUUGAGAAUGCGCUGGACGAUUCCAAAACCACACAAGACGAGUGGAGGAAGUUUGCGAAAUCGGAGUACGGGCUCAUCAAUGAUGACCUGCGUCGCAAAGUGUGGCCCCUGCUGGUCGGUGUCGAUCCCAAACUGGUAGAUCCUGCCCCAUCCCUCGAAGAACUCAACAGCCACCCGGAGUACAAUCAGGUCGUACUGGACGUGAACCGUUCCUUGAAACGCUUUCCCCCGGGCAUUCCCUACGAACAACGUGUCGCUCUGCAGGAUCAGCUAACGGUACUUAUUCUACGAGUCAUCAUCAAGUAUCCACAUCUCAAGUACUAUCAGGGAUACCAUGAUGUAGCGAUCACAUUCCUGCUCGUCGUUGGGGAGGAAGUGGCCUUCCAUGUGAUGGAAAUCCUGUCGACGAAUCACCUGGUCGAAUGCAUGCAGGAGACAAUGGAACCAACCCAGCGGAGGCUUAUGUUCAUCUACCCUCUGGUGAGGAGGGAAAAUGCUGCGCUUUGCGAUUAUUUAGAGCGAUCCACCGUGGGUACUCUGUUCGCACUGCCCUGGUACCUGACGUGGUUCGGACACAGUCUCAACUCGUACCGGUCGGUGGUGCGGCUCUACGACUACUUUUUAGCCUCUGACUUUCUUCUGCCUAUAUACGUGACCUCAGCGAUCGUACUGUACAGACAGAAUGAGAUCUUCCGAGAGGACUGCGACAUGGCAUCGCUACACUGCUUGCUGUCACAGCUACCAGAAGAUCUGCCCUUUGAAUACCUUCUUAAAAACGCCGAAGAGCUGUACCGAAAAUAUCCUCCAAAAUUGGUCGAAAAGGAUGUGGAAAACAUGAUAGCCAAGGAGAAGCAGCAACGACUCAAAGAGGAACGCGAUCGCGAACGACGAAAGGCUCGCAGCGUGGCAAAACCGGGUGGCAAUUCGUUCAUUGGUCGUCUGCUGCCCCAUCUACCGGUGACACGGCGUUCCGUGUUCGUAACGACGGCAUUUUCCAUUCUGGUUGGCUUCUGUGCUUAUUACUACCGUGCGCACCUGAUGCCCUUGUCGGCGAUCAGAUGAGUCGAGCUGUUCCGGCGGAUUCCGUCGACUUUCACCGUUGUUACCGGACCGUUGGCCACGUAUUGGGGCUGGGACAGCUCGCCGAGGGCACUGCAGUAAUUAUUCCCAGGCAUAAGUUUGGCAAAGGCUUGAUCAUACCUUCGUGGGAGAGUCAAACGAAAAGCCCAAAUCGCUCGAUCCCCAAAUUAUUGUAUAUUUCAGAACAAAAAUGUGAUUUCCUUUAAACCAUCAUUUUCAUCGAAUAAAUUUCAUCGUGCAUCUUAGUAUAUAUUUGUAAAUAGUUAAAUAACAAUUUUCGGCAUGUUAGUAAUAAAAUUGGAAAAAAUCCUUAAGCAUUCAAUAGCGGAAAGGUAAAAUCACAGGCCACCAAACAGACAUUACAUUAAUCGAAAACGGUUUUAUCGUACAUCACUAUCACCAGAUAUUGUUUCCAUGACGACAGCAUGGUAACUAUACGUCUGUUUGACUGUGAUAAAUCCUUUAUUUAAUCGUUUGGCUUUUAUGAUGAAAACAUAUGAAACGAUGUAGAAACGAUAUGGAAUAUUCAUAAUACGCUAGAUGUUAAAGUGAACUGUAUAUAACUUUAGAAACAAUAAACUAAAAAUAUAUU
Molecule: messenger RNA, 2278 nt
Organism: Aedes aegypti (yellow fever mosquito)
Lineage: Eukaryota; Metazoa; Arthropoda; Insecta; Diptera; Culicidae
Product: TBC1 domain family member 20
Exons: 7
Coding region: 280-1668 (462 amino acids)
Biological process (GO): positive regulation of GTPase activity; endoplasmic reticulum to Golgi vesicle-mediated transport
Cellular component (GO): endoplasmic reticulum membrane
Molecular function (GO): GTPase activator activity
Source: RefSeq, a predicted model, not a curated record